This is a messenger RNA of Neolamprologus brichardi, 2062 nucleotides long. It is a transcript of the gene alkal2a, whose product is annotated as ALK and LTK ligand 2a. Gene Ontology annotation, biological process: positive regulation of ERK1 and ERK2 cascade; positive regulation of ERK5 cascade. NCBI's taxonomy places the organism in Eukaryota, Metazoa, Chordata, Actinopteri, Cichliformes, Cichlidae. Gene Ontology annotation, molecular function: receptor tyrosine kinase binding; receptor signaling protein tyrosine kinase activator activity. The record is from RefSeq and is a predicted model, not a curated record.
UCCUAUUUACCGGACCGUUCUGACCAGAAACUAUAGGGCAAUAAGUAUUAAAACCCGUUUGUAAUUAAUUUUCAAAAUAAUCCUUAAACUGUCCAUAGCAUAAUUGCGUUUCAAUUUCCAUGAUGGAUGUAAAACGCGCAAUGGCUCUAAUGAGGUUAUGAGCCUCAGAAGAAGGAUAUGGGAGCAUUUCCACUAAGAUGUCGGUAUCUGCGCUGUAUUCUGGGCUGAGUGGAAAUUUCAGUGGAAGUAGCCUAUUAGUAGGAAAAAGGCUUCCUGUAACCGCGUAUCGUACAUAUAAAUGGAGUAAGGCAAAGGAGGGGGGCGCAGAAAACUUGACACAGCAUUCAAGUGAUGGUCACUCAACCCAUGCACACUCACAGACAUUGCGGAGUAACCUACAGCGGACAGGUCACCACGUCGGCGAGACAGAAUAAAAAGUGAGCCUCACUUCUUGGCGACUAAUCUGCUACUUCAGCCAGGAGGCGCACGGGAUCUGGGAGCACCGGACCACUUGAGCUGUUCUGUGCGCUCUCUCCCUGCAGUCUGCCGGUCUUCAAAGGAUGACCACAGGUGCUCGGCGAAGAUCCCGGACUUCACGAGCUUUGUUUUUGCAUUAAUAAAAGCAGCUUUUAAGAGGACAUAUUUUGGGGCGGACAAACUCCGAAGUUACGCACAGUUUGCAUUUCUUACUGCUGUGUGCGCAGAAAGUCAUCAGUGUCUGAAGACUUUAUAAAGGUGCCCAGAAAAGAAAAUACGACCUCACUGUUUCCCCCUCACUCCCCGGGAGCUAUGAGCGAACUACGCAGGCAUUUCAUUAUAGGACUGGUGUUACUGAUGUGCACGCUCACCGACCACUGCGGCGAGAGCGCGCCCUCCACGGUCCCAACAGGGGACGCAUCGGCCAGCAUGGACGAGCAGCAUGACUUGAGGCGGAUGGUGGAGAUCGUGAAGCAGGUGGAGGGGCGUCGGGGACGCCACAGUGCCAAAACAGAAGCGCCGGCAAUUUCACGGGAGACGAGCUCUCCGAUGGAGCAGAAGGAUUUUCGGGACCUCAAAGCAUUCAGAGGGAAUCAGGCUGUCGCCAUAUUUCCCAGAGAUCUAAGAAAGAAGGAGAAGUUCAUAAAAUACUUAACAGGUCCGCUCUCCUUCAGCCCCAAGUGCAGGAAGUCGGUGUACAAACUCUACCACCACACGAGAGACUGCACGAUACCUGCAUACUUCAAAAGAUGUGCACGGCUUCUGACACGGCUAGCAGGCAGCCCACAGUGCACGGAGGGGUAGCACACACCAGGUCAAAGUCACACACGAGUCCUUCAGAAGAAAAAAAAACUUGGGAAAAAAGUGCCUUGGACAGUAAGGAAGCCUAAAUCUGACCAGCCCCGACUGACACUAGGCACAGUAUUGUCAUUCACUGAGGUCUCCUUCUGCUAAGGCGUGGAUGGGUGCCACCCACCACUCAGGCUGGGCCUUGAUGGUUAGCUGUCACCACAUGGGGGAGCAACCCAGGCAACAAAACCCAGACCAGGAUAAAGACAGUGAAACUGAAGAGUGGAGAAGAUAAAGAAACAAGGGGCUGAGACACACCAACCUGGCGCCUCUUCAUGCUGGGAUCCAAAAAAGAUGUUGCUAAAACAAAACAAAAACAUUUUUUUCUUCAUUUAUUUUGCUCAAGAAAAGAGCGAAAUCCAAAUAUGCUCAACCCUGCCUGUACUACCUUCUACACAGACAAGUUUUCACAGACCUCCAGCUGGCAGUCAGUGCAUAGUUUCAGCCACCUGUGCUCAUACUGAGAAAGAACUGUGAUUAAAUUAUUAAUUGCAUGAAUUUUUCUCUGCAUCUUUGUGAAAAAGAUAAAAAAUAAUAAUAAUAAUAAAACAAAACAAGUGGUUGUUAGAUUUUGGUAGAGUGCAGUACAGAGUAUAUUUAUGUAUUUGAGUCAUCAAAAGGUAACAUUGUACAUAAUGUAGGCCAUCUUUAAAAGCAGGAGCAAUAUCUUCACGCUGUAAAGCGAAACAUAAAAAGAAGCCACCUAUGUACCAUAAAUUAACAUGACUGGCAUUUC